This is a messenger RNA of Cornus florida, 2582 nucleotides long. RefSeq lists its product as uncharacterized. Lineage: Eukaryota; Viridiplantae; Streptophyta; Magnoliopsida; Cornales; Cornaceae. The record is from RefSeq and is a predicted model, not a curated record. The transcript has 4 exons. The coding region runs from base 206 to 1447 and encodes 413 amino acids.
AUAAAUAAAUAAAUUAAUUAACCAAAACAUAAAAAACAAAAACACAAAAACCACCGCUAUCACAACAUUCACAACAAUAUCAAAAGAGAGAAUCUCUCUAUACACAAUUUCAGAUUAAUAAACCCAACACAACUUCUCUAGAUCGAUCGAAAAAUCUCCGAUAAGGUUUUUUGUACUGGAAUUUGGGGGUGAUAAUAUAAAGAUCAUGAGACACAAGAAAGGGAGUAAAGUGGAGGUCUUGAGCAAGAACGAGGUGCCGUCGGGUUCUUGGCGUUGUGCUGAGAUAAUAUGUGGGAAUGGGAACGAUUAUACUGUUAGAUAUGAUAUGCAUCCUGGUGCUACCGAUGAGGCAGUUGUUGAAAGGGUAUCUAGGAAGUCAGUUAGACCUUUUCCUCCUCUGGUUAAACUUUCGGAGAAUUGGAUUUCUGGUGAUGUUGUAGAGGUGUUUCAGAAUUUCUCUUGGAAGAUGGCAACAGUGUCUAUGGUUUUUGGUAGGAAUUACUUUUUGGUUAGAUUACUUGGAUCCUCUCAGGAAUUCAAAGUCAGUAAAUUUGACCUCCGAGUACGACAAUCUUGGCAGGAUAACAAAUGGAUCGUGAUUGGAAAGGGUUCUGGAAAUUGUGAAGAUAAGAAAUGCAAUGAACGGUCAACUCUGACGUACAAUAAACAUUCGAACUUCCAAGUUAAGCAAACAGAUACAAGGGUGAAUUUUUGUGUAAAAGAUGAUCUUUUUGAGGCAAAGAAUUAUGUCAACUUCCCGGAUAGCCAUAUUGUUUCCUCUAGAACUUUGAAGAGAGGGUCACCCUACGGUUAUUCACAAAUUGAAGUCCAUGCUGGAAUGUCUCGGAAAUUUAGAGUAGUUGAGAAAGAUGGUUCACGUUACUGCAUGCCUGCACAUCCAUACCUGUCACCUGAAAAGGUAGACACUAUUGCGUCCCUUCAAGAACUGCCUGGUGAAAAACACAUGUAUGUUUCUUAUAACAACAAAACAACUCGCUUUCCUGAAAUGGAUGAGAGGAAGAAAUCAAACAAUGCUGUUGGGUGUUCACGGGCAGUAAGCUUAGAACCUAAUGUCGCUGAUAGUGUCACAUGCUCUGUGGGUAGUUGUAGCAUUACUAGCAACAAUUUCUUUAAGUUGCCUAGUUGUUUUUAUACUGGUCCUGUUGAAGAUACCGAUGAUCAUUUUAGUGAUGCUGAAUCUGUUUGUCAGUGGGGGCAUGAUGAAGGGGAUUGCUCCCUUCCCACUAAGGAGGAACUUGCAGCAGAAAUCCAUAGGUUAGAGUUGCAUGCUUACCGUUGCACUAUUGAGGCAUUGCAUGCAUCAGGACCCUUAAGUUGGGAACAAGAAACAAUGGGCCAAAGUAGGAGGCUGGUACACCUUGCUUCCAGAUCUCUAAAAGAUGAUGCUGGGGUCUGCCACCUCUCUCUUGGUGUAGACAAUGGUUAAAUAGCAGCAUCAAAAUAGCUACAAAUGGGACAGCUUAUGAUGCUCCAUUGGCAUGAUUAUUAUAUCUGGUUGCUGCAUUCUUCGAUUUUGGGCCACCCCUGAGCCUCAAAAUGUAUUUUGCCAAAGGAUGUAGGACCAGAAUCUUGUGGCUGCCAUGGGAUGUCCUGAUAUGUGGAUGCUCACAAAAGGUUUUGUUUCCAACUUCACCUCAGCUCAUCCAUAACAAGUGAUCUUUUUUUUUUUUUUUUUUUUUUUUGUGUGUUCGUGUUUUCGCUCUCCACGUUUUGCAAAGUUUUUUCAUCUCAUGGUACACAUCUUUGUUUUAUGGAGUGAUGGUGAAUUCUGUGGCAUGACUAUCGAACAAUUGAUCUGUAUGCAUUCUAAUAAUUGUUACAGGCAGAUAAACACGUCCCAUAAGCGAUCCAUAUAAUGUCAAAUUGAACAAGUAUUAACCUCAUGAAGGAUAAAAUGUUAUUAAGAAGCCAGGAAACAACAAAUUUGUGGACAAAGAAAAGUACAAAAGCUUUUUCUUCAUUUUUUGAUUGGAAAGUGCUUGUAAAAGUUGCUGAUUAUAACAGCAUGUUAACAAAAAGGUGGUACAUAGAGAAGGCAAAGACAGUGCAAUACAUGUAUAAAUGCACAUAUACACACAUAGUUUGGCUUUACAGAACAAAUUACCUACACUGUCCAAAUUGCAGCAUAGAGGUCUUAUGGUACUUCCAUAUGUGCAAAUCUAAUGUUAAGUCUCAGCAUAGUAAGAUUUCAAAACUUACAUUUACUUUUACCAUUUGGAAUAUGUGGUGUUUCUAUUAAAAAAGCUCACCAAGUGGCAAGGAAAAUUGUAUGGGAUGUGGCUGACUCUUUGGGUGUGCAUUUCCAGGACUUGGUGGGGGAAUGGGGAUGUUUUCUUUGUGAUUGGAAGUGGUUACUUGGCUCUGGUUUUUCAGUAUUAGGUUGUUGGGGUUUCUUUUGUUGUAUUCCUUUUAGUAGCUAUUUUGUUUUAUUGUUUUUUAUUGGCUAAUUUUUGGAAAUGAGCCUUCUUUAAUGUUGUGGCCUUAGCCUCUAUUUUUCUUGUAUUUUACUGGUUUUUGGUUAAUAUAAAAUUGCUUGGGAGGAAGAAAAGAAACAUAUAUAC